Molecule: messenger RNA, 6242 nt
Organism: Lineus longissimus
Lineage: Eukaryota; Metazoa; Nemertea; Pilidiophora; Heteronemertea; Lineidae
Product: ankycorbin-like
Exons: 17
Coding region: 315-4934 (1539 amino acids)
Molecular function (GO): protein binding
Source: RefSeq, a predicted model, not a curated record
ACAUUCUCUGGCAUUGUGUGCCUAGGAAUGUUAUCGUGUGAUUCAUGGAGGGAUUGUGAAUGAUUCCUUAAGGAAGAUAUUGAUCAGUGCAAGAAUAAUUACGGAUUAGAUGUGCUGUUUCUUUGCCAAGUUCGGGUAGUCGCUGAAAUUGUUACAGUCCUGUCAUUUCUGUUAUUCUAAAGACUCCACAUUUUACUAAACUUAACUAAUUGCUCUUUAUUCUGAGAGUGAAGAGGAAUAUGUUGCAGGCCACGGUUUCGUCCCCAUCAUCAUGAAAUGUAAACUAAGCUGAGAACUGACAAGAAGGAUUCAGAAUGCCUGGAAAGAAGGGACUUUUUAAACUCAAGAAGAGUGCAUCGGCACCAAAUGUUUCAUUGGAAUGGAGUAAGCAUGAUGAUAAGUUACUGCACGCAGUUGAACAAGCACACAGAGAGAAAGUUGAGUCACUUAUCAACAAAAAGGGACUCAAUCCUACCAAGCUCAACCAUCAGGGCCAAUCUGCGUUUCAUGAGGCUGCUACGCGUGGUCAGAACGGCAUCCUUGACAUUUGCAUCAAGCAUGGCGCGGACGUGCAGGCAGCCGAUGCACAAGGACGGACAGCCUUGCACCUUGCAGCUAGGCAUGGGCGGAAUGAGACACUGGUAAAACUAAUCAAAGCGGGCAUCCCUGUGUCCGCCAUUGAUCUCUGCCAGAUGAUGCCCAUUCACCAUGCUUGCCUCGGCGGUCACAUUGCCUGUGUUAACUCUCUUAUUUCGAAGGAAUCGCCACUGAAUCCUGAAGACAAGGACAAACGCACGCCCCUCUUCUUUGCCGCCGAGAUGGGUGAAGCGAUCGUCUGCCGAGAGCUAAUAGACAAGGGUGUGAACAUAAACGCACAGGACUUUUGUCAGAUGACGGCGCUGAUGUGCGCUGCUCAGCAGGGCCAUACUGAUGUGGUGGACCUUUUUGUCAAGAGAGGAGCAAAUGUCAAAUUGAUUGACAGUCAGGGUCACACUGCUGCCUGGUAUGCCCUUGAGGGAGGUCACACCACAGUCAAGCAGAUCAUAGACGAGGCCCCAACAAUGGCUGCUUGGGAUGUGUGUGCCCCUGAGGAGCCUGAUAAGCAGGAUGAGACAGAAGUGGCCCCCGAAGUGCAAGAAGAUGAAAAUGCAUCCCUCCCUGAUGAUGAUGCUGAGAGGGUCGAUUUCAUAGCGCAAUUCACUGUAGACAGCUCGCCAUCCCCAGUGGCUUCUAAACGUUCUCACGCUGAGGCCAAUCUCGGAGAGAUUAUUUUCACCGAUGAGGAGAAUGCACCCAGUUCCCACGAAUCCUACCCCGAAAUAGCACGAAAACCUGACACUGACACCACCCCUGAGAGCGUGACCCAAUCACACGACCUCACCAAAGCGUAUCAAGAACUCGUCGAAGACAACGAGGCAAUGAUGGAAGAGUUCAGUAGCAUGAAACACGAGCUCAAGAAAGUGCAGAAUAAAAAUAGUGAGCUGCAGCGACGUCUUGAGAACAAGAGCCCUCCCCCCACUCAGAUGGAUACUGCAGUUGUGGAGGCUUUGGAAAUGGAGAUAUCUGAACUUCAGAAACAGCUUCAAAGAACCAAGGUCACAAAACUGGCAGAAAGUGGUGAAAAAAAACGGAAACAGGAUCUUGAUGACAGCUGGAAUGACUCGGAAGAUGAACAAGAUUUCUCGGGAUCAUAUGACAAACCGGCCUCCUCUGAGAGUGGGGUUGACAGACAACUAGUGCCAAUGUUACGCAGUCAAAUCCUGACACUACAGAAGGAGAAUGAUGAACUCAAGCACAAAAUCAAGAAAAUCCCCAAUGGUGACCUUGGUGGUUCAUCAGAUGAGGAAGAGGGCCCAGGGGUGACCAAGCUCGACGUAAACAUCCUCAACGGGGAUAAAGUCACGUCACUUUCGCAUCAAGACUUUCUGGCGCUGAACAAACGGAUCCAGGAACUUGAAAAGACAAACAAACAGUAUUUGAGGCAAAUGAAGGACUUGCAAGAAUCUAGCAAUAAUAACACAGAUGUAAACUUUGGUGCUGAAAUCUCAGGUGUUUCGGGUUCGGUGGUAGAAGGAUUGAAAAUAGAGGAACUGAAAAUUAAAAAUGAAGGCCUUAAGGACUUGAAUGAGGCACUGAAAAAUACAACAGACGAUUUAAAAGACAGGAAUGACCAGUUGCUCAUUGAUGUUGGGCGCUUAAAGGUUGAGUUCGAUUCUGCUGAUAGAGAGAGAGAAAUAUUUCGGAAACAGUUGAGUGAGAUUGCAAAGUUUGGGAAUUCGGAAGAAGAGGGGACAGAUGUUCUUAAAUUCUUCCAUGAGAUAAACAACCUAAAGCGAGAAAACACAGACUUGGUUGCACGGAACGAUCAGUUAGAGGAAGAGAUUGAACAGUUGCUAAAACAGCGUACUGCUGAUCACAAGGUACAAGGCGUGCUUCCCGAUGAGAGUGUUGGUCGGCCAGGAAGUGUAGUUGAGGAGGUAAUCUUCGGGGUCCAGGCUGGGAAUGUUGAGUCUGGUGUAAGCCUUGAUGCAAGUCCGUACGAGUCUCAUUGGGCUGCAGGUGCACGCACUCAAAAGAUCUACUCUUUGCGACAGGAUAACGAGGAGUUGCAGGUGAGGAUCAAAGAAUUAACAGAUCAGAAAAUGGAGUUAGAAAGCAAUGCUGAAGACAUGAGCGAAGAGAUCUCCCACCAUGAAGCCCUUAUUCAGGAACUGCAGAAUACGAAUAGGCACUAUGAAAAAGAAUGUAGCUCCGUGAAGCAGCUUUGUGAGAAUUUGGAGCUUGAGAAUAAGAAGUUCAGGGUUGAGAUUGGGGAGAAAGAGGCCAAGGAGUCUGAGAUGAAAGAACAGGAAAUAGAAUGUGGAAAGUUGCAGGACAACCAUGAAGCUAUUACGUUUGUUUUGGACGAGACCAAGCGGCAUGUGGAGAUCCUUGCCAAAGAGAAUGAAGAGUAUAAGGCAAGGGUUACGGCGCUUGAAGCAGAGAACGUUUCCACUUGUGAGAGUUUGAAAUCGGAGGCAAUGGAAGAGAUCGAGAAGUUGAAUAAUCAAAUAGAUAUUUUGCAGAAAGAGAAGGAGACCUACCAGGAACGGUUGGACGAGUUUGACAGGAAGUUGCAAAAGAAGAAUAAUCGCAUAUCAAGCUUGGUGCAGACGAUCGAAGAGUUGAAACGUGGCUCGAGCAUGCUGCAUAGCUCCAAGAAUGAUGUUGAGGAUCAAAUGGGUGACAUGCACAGAGAUAUAGAAACUUUGAAAUACGAAAAUGAGGAGUUGGAGAAGACAGUGGCCAGGUUGAUGAAACGUGGUUCAGAGGAGGAGUCGAUUAAAUUGUCUAUUGCGAAAUCUACUUCCAUGCCAGCAGACGAUGCAACCGUCUUGGGAUUAGAAAAGGAGUUGGAACGGUUGAAGAAAAAGGUGAAGAAGUUGGAGGACUGCAAAAAAGAGUAUGAGGAGGAAAUAGAGGAAUUUGCUGAAACGAAUCAGUCAAAUUUUGACCAGUGUACGCAGUUGUGCGAAGAGUUGGGCACCUUGAAAGGGCAGUAUGAUUUGGUCGUCAAUCAGAAAACAACCUCGGAAGAACAUCUGCAGCAGAGUGAGGAAGAGAGAGAAAGAUUGCAGGGGGAAAUCAGUAUUAAGAAACAGAGUAUUAAAGAGUUGAAGGCUCAUAGCCAAACGUUAACUGUGCAGAAUGAGGACCUCACAGAUGCCGUCACGAAUCUUAGGGAGGAGUGUUUAAAGCUUGAAGCGGAUAAAGAUCAACUUUCUCAAGAUAUCCAAACUCUUCGCGCAAAUAUGGACGUAGUUUCUGUGAGUGAGGGCAUGGCGCUGUCUGCAGUGCCCAAUGUGGAUGGUGCUGUUCAUGUCGGGAAACAUGACGAAGAGGACAAGGAAGAGGUUCUUCAGUUACGGGAUGAGUGCUCAGAUUUGAAGCAGAUCAAUUCAGAAUUACGGGUGCGUGCGCAGAGUGUGACCAAAGUUCAGGAUGAGUUGUUUGAUUUGCAGGAGGAUAACGACAGACUGAUCGGCGAGGUUGAAAAAUCAAAAGAAGAGAUGGCAGCUUUGUUGUCGGAAAAUCAAACACUGAAGGAAAAGUGUGAAAUUAGUGGCCAGAAUUCGUUUUCAGGUUCUGGGGAGCAGGAAAAGUGGGAAACAGAGAAAUCUGAUUUGCAAAAUGAUGUUCAGAAUCUUCAGGACAAGAUUGUGAUUCUGUCGCAUGAGAUGAACCUUUUGACUAAGAGUAAUGCGAAGUUGACUGGUGACUGUGAAGGUUAUCUUCAGCAGACGGCAUGUCUCGAAGAUGAGCGAGAUGUUGCCGUGAAAGAGAGAGAGACAUUGCUCAAGAUAAAUGAGACGUUACAAAGCCAAUUGGAAGAAUUAGAAAAGGAAAACCUUGAAUUAGAAAAAGAGAGACUGAAUCUCUCCGACUAUGAGAAAUUGAAAGAGAACAUGUCGGUGUUGGAGGAAGAGAAGUGUGCUCUUCUGUUGCGGGCUGAAGAGUUGAAACAAUUCGAAAUGGAAAACACACAAUUAAAUAUUGAUCUCUGUGAACUGAAAUCUGCCCAGGUAAAAUCUGAUCGAAAGGUUAAGGAUUUGUCAACGCAGAAUGACGAGUUACGGACCGAAGUGGUGCAACUUUCUCAGAUUGCGAAUAGCCGGGUUCCCGAGGAGCAGACGUCACAACAGGUGAAGCAGGCGGUGCAGGAUGCUGAGAGGAAGAUCAAGAAGCUGCAGGAUGAAGUGAAGAGGCUCAAGAAACAUAUCAAGGAGGCUGAUUUGAAACAUCGAGAGGUAGUGGCGACCUACAGAACACAUUUACUGAGUGCAGUGCAGGGACAAAUGGAUGGGGAAAUUGUCGAUGCCUUACGGAAUAUUCUCACUCUCCGGACUAAAACUAACACGACCGAACUAAUUAACACUGGUAGUAGUUGCUGCUGAUUAGGGCAAUAUGAACAAGGAUGUUCGAGAAGCUCUCGACACGAUUAAGCAACUCCGGAAGUGAUGAGGUACUUCGAAACUGGCCAUACAUCAUGAUCAGCUUCCUGCCCCCCAGCAGGCUUCAGACUUCGCCCCAUCGGACCCUUUUUGUGGAAAAGACGCUCUCAGUUCCUGAGGUACAUCAUAAUCAACCGGCUGCAGACAAGGAACCAAUGAACUCUUCCUGUGGAAGAGACUUUCACAGCUGUCAGGCAUUCUCCAAAUUGCCUUGAUUAACCCUUUGCGCCUUGUAUAACACUGAUUUUUCUGUGUCAGUGAAGAAGUAGUAGUUUCUUUCUUGGCGGUAUGGUUGGACUUGAGUGUUUUUGUUGAUAACUUCAGUUCGUCAAGCAGAGAUAAGACUGAUGUUUUUAAAAAUCCAUUUUCAUAAAAAUUGGAUUGGAUCACUAUUUUAUGUGGCAGCUGUAAAUAAGAUCACCUAUCCUGUGACCCCCUUCAAAUUUCACGAGUUUUCGUGAGGUAUUUUUUCAUUGACAUUGAAAAACUGAAUGUUUCAUAGAAACUAUUUCAAAAAUGAGAAGUCCAAGUAAUAAUUUGGCAGCUACAUGUAAUUGAGGUCACAAAAUUAAUGUAAGGGGGUUAACAGUGCAUAGGGUUGCAUCAAUUCAGCUCUUGUAAUCUUGUCUUGUAAAAUGAAUUGUAAAUGCAGGGAUACAAACAUAUCGUUCUGUAAUGUUUAUCAUUUGUGCAAUGUAUUUUAAAUAGUUUGUAACGUUAGUUGUAGUAAAGUGGAAAAUAGAUCUAGCUAUUCUAAAGUAUUAUCAUGAUAUCAGACUAUGCAGAGUAAACACAGCUAUCAUUCAAAGACUUCUGUCUAUUUGGAACAUCACGCCAAAUGAAUCUACCUGCAGAGUUGUGUUUCUGUAAGCCGGACAUUUCAGAAUUUGUCUUUCAUUGAGCUUUCCUAAACGACUUUGCUGUGCCUUCAAAACAAAAUGUUCAAGGACUCAAACAAAUAUGACAGAAGCUAUGAUUGGGAAAGUUCAACAUGGUAUUGUUUUCAAUAACUCUGUUGUGCACAAAAUGUGUGACUGUGAGGUACGGUAUUGCAUCAAAGUACCUUUUUUAGAAUUGUAGAGAAUGAAGUUUGAGGUUUUGAGAGGAUAAUCUGUGUCUACUUCAAAAGUUUAGAAAUUAUUUUAUAUUUUUAUACCAGAUCUUGUAUAUGACAUAUCUGUGUCGGUAUGAUAUACUCAAUUGUAAAUACAUAUACCAAACAUAAAGUAAUUUGUAAAAAAAUGUACAGAA